Paramecium sonneborni is the source of this 1383-nucleotide messenger RNA. Lineage: Eukaryota; Ciliophora; Oligohymenophorea; Peniculida; Parameciidae. The record is from the annotation of a GenBank genome assembly.
AUGUACAACUUAAGUUAUGGAACAUUUUCAUAACAGCCCUUUUCCUAAAGAUCAAGAUUAAGUUACACUAUUUAUAAAAAAUUAUAAGGUAAAUGGUUCAAAUUAUGCAGACAGCCUUAAAUUCUAGAAAAUUAUGGAGAGUUAUAAAACGAUCCUUAGUUUGCUAUUCAAUUUGAUUCAGAAUAAUUAUAUUUUGGAUUAAUAGUGAAUGGUUUGAGGUAAGGAGUAGGAGUACAUUAUAAAUAAGGAAAAUACAUAUUUGAAGGAGAUUGGUAAGAGAAUUAAAAAAAUGGAAGGGGAAUAGAAUUAUUUAUGAAUGGAUCGUAUUAUGAAGGAUAAUAUAAGAAUGGAAAACCAUAAGGAAUGGGUAGAUUUUAAUGGAGUAAUGGAGAAUGUUAUGAUGGAUAAUGGUUUAAUGGUAAAAAACAUGGUUCUGGUAUUUGGAAAGGUUCAAAAGGAGAUUCAUAUAUUGGGGAAUGGAAGAUGGGUGUUCCUGAUGGAUAUGGAGUGCAUUAAUGGAUUAACGGAGAUCGAUAUGAAGGGGAGUUUAAGAAUUGUUUAAAGGAGGGAAGAGGAACAGAGAAAUUUACUAAUGGAGAUACAUAUAUAGGAGAAUAUGUAGCAGGUAAACCUAAUGGUAAUGGAGAAUACUAUUGGGCUAAUGGAGCUGUAUAUAAAGGAUAAUUUAAAGAUAGUUUAAGACAUGGAAAGGGAAUCUGGAGAAGAGGAAAUGGACUUGGAGAUUCAUAUAAUGGAGAAUAUGAAAAUGAUUUAAAAUAAGGAUAUGGUAUUUAUAGUUGGUCAGAUGGAAAUAAAUAUGAAGGAUAUUUUAAAAAUGAUUUAAGAGAUGGAUAUGGUACAAUGUAUUGGCAUGAUGGUACAUUUUAUAAAGGAUAGUGGAAAUAGGGAAUUUAAGAUGGAGAUGGAAUGUUAUCAAUGAAUCAGGAGGUUAUUAGAGGAGUAUUUUUUGGAACUAAAGCUUUGGAAGUAACUGAGAAUUAAAAUUUCAGAAAAACUCAUUUUAGAAAUUAUACUUAUUCAGUUAAUCAAUCAAGUAGAUAAACAGGUAGAGAUUAAUCAAGGAUUGACAAUAUUCAAUAAUAGAGAAAUAAUUCAACAGAAACAAGUACAAAAAUAAAUUCUUUUACUUAGACUUAAAGAGAAGAUGAUUUUAGAUAAAAAAUAAUAAUUAAUAAUGAGUCAGAACCAAAAACAAUAGGUCGUAUUACAUAAUCCAAACUUUUACACAACAAAUAUAAACCAGUGUUCCCAAAAAUGCAAUAAUUAUUCUAAUAAAAUUAUUAAAAUUAAAAUAAUAAAAAAAAUAAAGAAUAAAAGUAAUUAUGGAAACCUAGUGGUAUAGUAAAAAAUGUUAGAUUUUGA